This is a messenger RNA of Paramecium sonneborni, 783 nucleotides long. NCBI's taxonomy places the organism in Eukaryota, Ciliophora, Oligohymenophorea, Peniculida, Parameciidae. The record is from the annotation of a GenBank genome assembly.
AUGACCGAUUAGAAAUAUAAAAUAUAUGUAAACUUAAAACCAGGAGCUCAAGAAUUUAUUACAGCAAGCAUUAGUGAAUAUCUUUCAUUAAUAAAAAGAAAUUUAGAUUCAGUGAUAUUAAUAGAUGUAUAACAUUUAUUAGACUCUUAAGAAUUCUGUUAAUUCCUUCAAAUUUUAACCGAUGAAUGCUGUGCAUAUUUUAAACUAUUUUGAAGAUAAAACAGAUUAAGAAUUAAUACUAAUGAUUCCAUUUUUAAAACUUCUCUCUUAAGUAUAAUAUAAAAUUCAAAAUAGUUUCAAGAUGGCUAUUUAAAUAUACACAUUUUGAUAAGUUUGAGUAUGUAGAUUUGGUUGGCACCAAGGAAUAAUUUUCAGACUUUCCUACAAGUUCUGAUACGUAAAGAGAUAAAUCACUAAGUCCAACUGAUACACCAAAAUUAGAAGAAUCAAAAAUACUUAUAAAAUUAGGCAAUUUAAAUUUAAAGGAUAAACAAUUAAAACAAGAAGAAAUAAAUGAUUCAAUAUAAGCUAAUAAAUGUCAGAAACUCCAAAUUUAAGCGAAAAAAGAAAAUAAAAGGGAACCGUUUAAAGGGAUAAUUUAAAUAUCAAUUCGACAAAGUCAGAUGGGAAAUAGAUGUUGUUUCCAUAAAAAUAAUGAAAAAUUAAUAAUAAUUCAAUAGAAAUUUAAGGAUAAAAGUUAAAAUAAUAUUUUGUAUAUAUUUUUAAAUUAAAUUACUAAAAAGAUAAAAUCAGAUAUAUGAAUUAAUUUUAAUUUCUGUUUGA